Messenger RNA from Chaetomium fimeti, 1657 nucleotides. RefSeq lists its product as uncharacterized. Bases 400 to 1407 code for a protein of 335 amino acids. Lineage: Eukaryota; Fungi; Ascomycota; Sordariomycetes; Sordariales; Chaetomiaceae. The transcript has 2 exons. The record is from RefSeq and is a predicted model, not a curated record.
CGAGUAAAGUACCGGAAUCCCAGCUGGCAUUGGCAAUGCCGACGGAGUAGCCCUCGACCUUUGUUUGUUCCUCCCCCUAAUAUCCCAUCCGAGAAGGCAACAAUGUGUUCUCAACCACCCCCCCUAGCUCGCGGGAGGACAACCCGGCAUACCCUCGUUAGCAGUGGAUUGAAUGGUACUGAGGGAAGGGGAUCCGUCUAAGUGGUUGAGCGCAAACAGACUCGCUGUGGAGCCGACGGGAUCCAGGGAUGGUGGUUGCGAAUGCAGAAAGCCCGUCAGAGCGAGGCAAGGAGUCAACGGAGGUUAUAAGAUGGUUGGACUCAUCUACUGGCCGUCAUCACCCCAAAAGCCCCCUUUCCGGCGCCGCCACACCCACCCGCCCCAAGAACCGUUAUCACCAUGACAAGGGUCCAUCGUUUAAUGGCUCUCCUGAGUCUCAGCCGCAAUUUCGCGCCUGCUCUAGGUCACGUUAACCGUGACUAUGGGUAUGGCGACCAAUCUCUCUCGCAGCCUACCGUUACAGCCACUCUCACGACAACUGCGGUUUCCACGGUGACUGUGGAUGGAAGCAUUUGUGAUACCCUCUACAUCCCAACGACAGUCACGGUUUACACCGACUGCUCGUUCACAUUAGACCCGUCUAGCGUCUCCGGUCUGCCUCUCGGCAGCUACAGCAGCCAGGGCCCCUGGACCAAUAUCACUUCCGCUCCGGAUGCCCCCUGCACCCAUGACUUUCCGAUUUCCAGCGUCGUCCCUAGCAACUUCUCCAGCACUCUUGGUUGGAACCACACGACGGUCACUUCACUCCCGACUCUUACCGGGACUUCUGGCACCACCAUUGAGACCGCCGAUCCCAUCGGCACGUCUUCCGCCCACUGGACAAACUCGACCCGGAGCUCGACCGCGGAAGAGGACUGGACAAGCGUCCUCACUCUCACGGUGACCUCUUCCGCGAUGGUCACUGUGAACGCGACCGUGACUUCCGGUUACUCUGCACCUUCUGGCUUCAGCACAGGGACUGGGCUCCCCGGCCACAGCCCCUCGGAUAUUCCGACGUCCUAUCACCCCAGCCUGACAUAUCAGACCACCACCCGGGGUAAGUUGGCCACUUGCUUCCUCAUGCUUUCGAAACUAACCCUUCCACAGCACCAUCCAGCGCAACCACGCCUCACACGUCCACGAACGGAUCCGCGACCAGGUCUUGGUCGUCCCUUCCCACCCACACGUGGUCCCUUCCGCCAAGCUGGAACACCAGCACCAUCUCGGGCACGCCAACCAACACCACCUCCCACUCCAUCAUCACCACCGAAACCAACGACCCCCUCUUCACCACCGCCACCUCCUCCAUCCCCGCCUGGACCAACACGACCACAACCCCAAGUUGGACCAGCACCCCUACCAGCCUGACCACAUCCUCAUCCAUCACAUCCACCACCAACGGCGACGACACCGGCGGCCAAUACGGCAGCUACACCUACCCGUCCCCGUCUCUAUCCUCAACAAACGCCAGCAGCGUGGCGUCGGUCGACCCUAUCGGGGGCACCGCCACUUUCACCCGCACUGAUACUGCUUCCGUGUCUAUUCCGACGACGCUGUUGACUACGUCUAAGCCGGCUGGUGGGAGCUCUGCUGAGGUGGUGUCGACGGCUUCGAGAGC